This is a messenger RNA of Eufriesea mexicana, 561 nucleotides long. RefSeq lists its product as uncharacterized. The transcript has 5 exons. The coding region runs from base 1 to 561 and encodes 186 amino acids. NCBI's taxonomy places the organism in Eukaryota, Metazoa, Arthropoda, Insecta, Hymenoptera, Apidae. The record is from RefSeq and is a predicted model, not a curated record.
AUGAAAACCGAAUUAUUAUUGCAACUUAACUUACUUUUAACGGUAUUAAUGGUUACCAUGUCUGAAGGAUCUUUUUUCGAAUAUCCUAAAAGAGUAUUAAUGGAUUUCUUACAAACAUUAAAGGAAAAGAGAGAAGCAAAGAAAAAACCUUAUAUAGAUCAUUACCAUUUCCAUUAUUAUCCAGUAGCAUACAUAUACGAACCAACGUUAAAAGCUCUCGGAAAGCACGAAUUGGAGGAAGUACACAACAACUAUCUUACAUCACUCGGAUGGUCCAAUCAUGAAUAUAAAUACGUACCUGAACCUAAAGUCAAAAUUCCUUUGAAUUUAUAUGAUUCGUGGAAAGACUUACACGAAAAUUUAGAAGCAGAACUAUUGGAAACAGUAGUCCGCAAUGAAGACGACGGUAUAUACGUUGAACUUCCUUUGAACCAAAAAAUAAUCAUCGAGCAUCCUAACACUGACGAAAAAUUAAAAUAUAGUCUAUUAGCAAAGUUUCGUCAAAAAAUCUUAGAUUCUAAAAAUUCUCUAUACUCAAAUACUGAAAAAGAAAUAGAUUAA